UCUUCUUCUUCUCUUCUCUUGCUUUGCCCUUGCAAUGGCGUCUGAUUUGGAAACCAAAGCCAAAGAAGCCUUCAUCGACGAUCACUUCGAAGUUGCGCUUGAUCUUUACUCUCAAGCAGUUCAACUCAACCCUAAAAGCGCUGAACUCUACGCUGACCGCGCUCAAGCCAACAUCAAACUCAAUAACCUACCUGAGGCUGUCGCGGAUGCAAACAAAGCAAUUGAGUUGGAUCCGUCCAUGUCUAAAGCUUACUUGCGUAAAGCUACGGCAUGUAUGAAGCUUGAGGAGUACCAAACUGCUAAGGCUGCAUUGGAGAGUGGUGCUGCUUUGGCGCCGGGAGAUUCAAGAUUUUCUAAGUUGAUCAAAGAAUGUGAAGAGCGCAUUGCUGAGGAACAAGUCGAGCUACCAAAGCAGGUGCUGAAAGAGGUGGCAACAAAUGGCGUACCUCAAAAAGAAGUCGAGCCAGUGAAGGAUGUGCCUGUUCAGAUGGCAACAAAUGCUGUACCUGCCAAAGAAGUGAAGCAUUCAUUUUAUCAGAAACCAGAGGAAGUGGUUGUCACAAUAUUUGCCAAGGGAAUACCGCGAGAAUGUGUUAAAGUAGAUUAUGGUGAACAAAUCCUAAGUGUUGCCAUUGAAGUUCCUGGUAAAGAUGCGUAUCAUUUCCAACCUCGAUUAUUUGGAAAGAUAAUACCUGAUAGGUGCAGAUAUGAUGUUUUGUCAACCAAAAUUGAGAUUCGGCUGGUGAAAGCUGAACCAAUUCAAUGGGCAUCCCUUGAAUUCAGCAGGGAAGUUGCUGUUCCCCAAAGGGUUAAUCCAUCUUCAGUAACUGCAAAUCAAAGACCGGUGUAUCCAUCCUCCAAACCAAAGAGGGUUGAUUGGGAUAAAAUUGAAGCUCAAGUAAAGAAGGAGGAGAAAGAUGAAAAACUUGAUGGUGACGCGGCUUUGAAUAAGUUUUUCCGGGACAUUUAUCAGGGUGCUGAUGAGGAUGCAAGGAGAGCCAUGCAAAAAUCUUUUGUGGAAUCAAAUGGGACAGUGCUUUCAACAAACUGGAAAGAAGUUGGUGCAAAGAAGGUCGAAGGAAGUCCUCCAGAUGGUAUGGAAAUGAAGAAGUGGGAGUACUGAGACUGUAUUCCGCGUCGAAUGUCGGAAUCUGCUCCCAGCAAGGCCACAACAGGUCUGAUGAGUUUCUUUGUAUUUUUAAGUUUUCUAUUG
Molecule: messenger RNA, 1213 nt
Organism: Hibiscus syriacus
Lineage: Eukaryota; Viridiplantae; Streptophyta; Magnoliopsida; Malvales; Malvaceae
Product: protein SGT1 homolog
Exons: 9
Coding region: 35-1123 (362 amino acids)
Biological process (GO): defense response to fungus; protein stabilization
Cellular component (GO): cytoplasm; nucleus
Molecular function (GO): protein-folding chaperone binding
Source: RefSeq, a predicted model, not a curated record